CAGACUGGACCAGUCUUCAGAGGAAAGGCAAUGGCAUUUUAUCCCCUGCAAAUUGCUGGGUUGGUUCUUGGGUUCCUCGGUGUGGUGGGGACGCUUGCCACAACCCUUCUGCCUCAGUGGAGAGUAUCAGCUUUUGUUGGCAGCAACAUUAUUGUCUUUGAAAGGCUCUGGGAAGGGCUGUGGAUGAACUGUAUCCGACAAGCCAAGGUCAGGCUGCAGUGCAAGUUCUACAGUUCCUUGCUGGCGCUGCCGCCUGUCCUGGAAGCAGCCCGGGCACUCAUGUGUGUGGCCGUCGCUCUCUCCUUGAUCGCACUACUUAUUGGCAUCUGCGGCAUGAAGCAGGUCCAGUGCACGGGCUCCAACCAGAGAGUCAAAGCCUACCUUCUGGGGACUUCGGGAGUCCUCUUCAUCCUGACGGGCAUCUUCGUCCUGAUUCCAGUGUGCUGGACAGCCAACAUCAUCAUCAGGGAUUUCUACGACCCAGCCGUCCAUGUCGGUCAAAAGAGAGAGCUGGGAGCCGCACUGUUCCUCGGCUGGGCCAGUGUUGCCGUGCUCUUCAUCGGAGGGGGGCUGCUCUGCGGGUUCUGCUGCUGCAACAGGAAGAAGCAAAGACACAGAUACCCAGCCCCUGACUACUGUGUGCGGCGCACGGAUCCGCGGAGGAACGGGACCGGGCUCAGUAAGACCUCCACCAGCUACGUCUAACACCCGCUCUCUG
Otolemur garnettii (small-eared galago) is the source of this 718-nucleotide messenger RNA. RefSeq names its product claudin 17 (gene CLDN17). Gene Ontology annotation, biological process: bicellular tight junction assembly; cell adhesion. Bases 31 to 705 code for a protein of 224 amino acids. The record is from RefSeq and is a predicted model, not a curated record. Gene Ontology annotation, molecular function: structural molecule activity. NCBI's taxonomy places the organism in Eukaryota, Metazoa, Chordata, Mammalia, Primates, Galagidae. Gene Ontology annotation, cellular component: bicellular tight junction; plasma membrane. The transcript has a single exon.